This is a messenger RNA of Porites evermanni, 7682 nucleotides long. NCBI's taxonomy places the organism in Eukaryota, Metazoa, Cnidaria, Anthozoa, Scleractinia, Poritidae. The record is from the annotation of a GenBank genome assembly.
AUGAUUCAAAAGCGAUACGUGGACGCGAAUCAGUUUUGCCUUGGUAAGAAAAUUUUCGUUUCCUAAAGAAAAGGAACGCGAGUGUAGGGCGGACUGGGUUUAAGUCAUGGGCUCCAAGCUGCAACAUACAAAUAACAGUUUAAAAGUCCUGGACAUCUACGCCAUUCAUUAUUUAUCUAUCGCUACUUUAUGAGUUGCCCAGAAUUAGUCGGCACGUUUCAAAUUAAAAUAGCCGUUUUGCAUCCCGUGACUUUCUACAUCGUGUGUCUAAAUUAACACUCAUUUCCAUACUCCAGAAUAACAUUUUCUUCUCAGUACGACCAGUACAGUACCUCUCACAAGACAUUUUACUAUUCUUACAUGAAGUUUCUAUGUCUCUUGAAAUUGCUGCUUGAUAAAAUGUUCAUGAAAGUCUAAGUCUCUUCAAUUUUUAAGGAUCUGCAGUCCAUCACCUAAAUCACUACAUCACCGAGGAUUUGCUGACGAUUAAGGGUUUGAUUUGAAGCUAUAUAACAACAACCCUAACCCUAAAUAGAAGCUAACCAGCAAACCGUUUUUCGAGUUAGUGCUUAACCCUAAUCACUAUUUUCAGGACUUAACCCUAAUCGCUAUUCUCAGGGCUUCACCCUAAUCAAUAUUGAUAGUCCUUUGUAGAGAAUUACUUUGUGUAUGAAUCAUUAAUGUAUCAACGUCAUUCUAGAGUAUGGAAAUGGUAUAUACCAUGGAAAUGAGUGUUACUUUGGUCACGCUACUCGCGUUUAAUUGUUGGCAUCCGAACUCGAGAUCUUUCUACGAUGAUACGCCUCAUUCUUCCGUCUGAGGCGGAAACUAAAAUGGCGCUGGGAACCUUCGUCUUAGUUUCGUAGAUUCGUUCAUUUAGGGCAUUUUCUUCAGAGAUCAAUACACAGGUAUUAGGCAAUUGUUUUCGCGUGACUGUACGGUCUGUCUAGACUGAUUUUCUCGCCUCUAUCACGAACAUUGUACAUUACCAUGUUUGUUUCAGGAGAAAUCUUCAAAGGAACACGAACUCUCUGGUGGUCUGACUAACGCCUUUCAGGGAUGAAUCGAUUUUUAUUUGGAGUCACCUAAACGACCCUGAAGCUGCCAAAUAAUUCAGGUAAGCGACGAAAAGUCUUUAACGUGGAGAAGGUAAGCUGAACGAGAAUUUUGACGUCUUAGCAUAUUUUAGGUUCGGAUCAUAGAAUGGUAUAGUUUCUCCUAAGUUAGGAGAUUUAACAACUGGCUGUUAAAAGCGAUCUUAAAAUACUUCUUCUCAGUAUAUUGAUCAGUUGUUAGCCUUUAAACAGCUGCUGUUGGCGAGUGUUCGAGCACAUGAAGGCAUGUUGUUUCGUGUUUUCCAGAAAAGCGAUCGAUUCGUGUUUAGAAGAAAUUCGUUUCUUUGUCAUCACUGGUUUCUUUUCUUGAACCUUCUUGAGGCUGCACGACUUUUAGUAGGUACCUUUUAUUCGUUUUAAGAAAUCAUAUUGAUGACAAUGUUUAGGUUUAUUUCUAGAUUUACACCAUCACUGAUCUCCUUUGUAAAUGCAAAUGACAAUGUUCCCGCAUCGAUAACCAGACAUGCUUUAGUUGUAUUUCUUGUGGUUCCUAACUUGACUAUAUUUCGUUGAGAAUUAAUAAAAAUUGAAAUGUUUGUCAGUUUAAUUGUUUCUCCGUGAAGAGAAUCUUGGGGUGACCCGAAUCUUGAAGAGAACUGAGCAUCAGGGAAAUGAAAUUGAAAUUGAAAAUGAAAGUUGAAAUUUGCAUACCAAAAUAAGGUGAAACAGGAAGUUUGAUUUGUAAUGCAACUGUAUCAUCGAUUCUUGACAGCAUAUAUUAUUUGGAGUAAAUCUCUUUUUGUUCAAAACCGCCUUAUAUAGCCGUCUGUUUUUUGCCGUCGGACCUUUUAGUUGACGUGAACCAAAUUAUUCUGAAAAGGAAAAGAAAAAUCAAGCUACAAAUUUACACUUCUAAAUUGCUUUUAACGGUAUAGAAGGACGGACUUAUGUUUCCGUUCUAAUAAAUGUUUCUAGUACAGCACCUCUAUACGUGAUUUACUUUUUAAAAGUCUUGCAAAUAAGGAAAAUUUACGGGAAUAUAUAUAAGAUGUUCGUUUUGAAUCACGCUCAGCCGACAUCGCCUACUUAUGGCCAAUUUAACUCUGUUUUGUUCGUUUUUUGUUUACUUCAAUUUGGGUGACCCGAAAUCACUGAUCCCCGGUCCAUGGGCCCCCCCCCCGGACCUGGUCCACGGACCACUGUACGGACCCCCCAUAAAAAGACAAAAAUAACAAUUAGAGAUUUGACUUACCGUUUGUUUUGUUUUGUUUUUUGUUAUUGUUGCCUCCUUCACUGUGGCGAUGAAAGGAGGACCUGCGUACCUCGAAAAAGACCGACUGCCUCCGCCAUUAUGUUCGGCUCAUUCCCCCGCGUGUUCAUUGACUCGUCCCAGGCUUCACAAAAUAGUGCGCCCUCCACAAAGAGAGAUACUGAUGUCCAUUACAGAUAGCGAUGCAACUUCAGUUUAUUUGACAGUUAUGUGUUUAGUUGCCAAAUCGUUCAGCAGGACGACUUUGUUAUGAUUGAUCGGGAGGGAAAAUACCACAGACAGAAUAAUCCACACAUCAAAGGCAACAACUUUCGUAUAACCAGGUCCCCCUCAGCCUCACUCUUAUUCAAAGGCUUGGCAAAUACGUAGCCAACUGUAAAGUGGACAUCACUAUUAGAGCAUUGAGUUGGACAGAGUAUGAAAAAGCUUAAAAAUAAAGAAGGUAACAAUUUUUUGCCGUAUUAAGUACAUUGCAUCUCUUUUUCGCCGAACGAGCUUUAACUCCAUUUAAUUUAAUUCAAGAUACAGGACGGCAACGGCAACGACAAUGUCAUUCAAAAACCAACCUUGCGUUCCUAAUAAUUAAGAAAAAUGAAAAAUGGGUGAGUCCUCCUGGAGUUGAAAUUUUUUAAGGAAUCUUUUUUUGUAGGGAAAGAAAAAUCCGUGUGUUUGCUCAAUGAAAAACAUGAAAACAACGGGAGACACCGUGUCGUAUUUUUGAAGUCUGGGACGAGUCACUGAAUACGAGGAGGAAUGAGCCGAACAAAAUGGUGGAGGCAAUCGGGGGCGGCAGCGAAUACACAGGUUAGCUAAGUUAUCGGUCUUUUUCGAAGUACGCAGGUCCUCCUUUCAUCGCCACAGUGAAGGAGGCAACAAUAACAAAAAAACAAAACAAAACAAACAGUGAGUUAAAUCUCUAAUUGUCAUUUUUCUUAUCGUCUUUUUAUGGGGGGUCCGUAAAGGGUGUCCUUGGGGGGGAGGGGUGGGUCCGUGAACUGGUCCGUACAGUGGUCCGUGGACCAGUCCGUAGGGGGGCUCCAUGGACGGGGGAUCAGUGUUUUGGGGUCACCCCUUCAAUUUUAACCGCCAUGCACAGAUAAUUCUCAGUUUACUAGGAUAAGGAAGUGGUCUGCUUCCAUAUAAAUUAUACAUUACUGGAAAUGCUGUGCACUUAUGUACUAGUUAACGAUCGUUAAGCAAUUACUCCUUCGACUUUCACAAAGUCAUGCGCAACCGUGUGGUUUUGUCAGUUUGCGCACACCGCUCGCCUUAGAGUUUAAUGUUUACCCAUAUUACUGAUAGAUCGAGAAUUCAUAGAGGUCAACUUGGUCCGAAUUCUACUCAUUUUUAGCUCAAAUCCUGAACAAACGUUCUUGGGAUAGUGAUGCAGUAUUCGUAAUUUUCCGACAUUUUCCUGGGUGCCCAGAUAAAACAGUGAAAAAACAGUGAUAAAACAGUGAAAAUAUCUGGCAUUUCUCUCCACCCCCCCCCCCCCCCCCCCCCCCCUUUUUACUACAAUCACGACAACACAUCAUGUUGAGAUACGAUCACUAGUGCUCAACUUCUUCUACAUUCUCACGUGGCCCCACAAAAAAAAAAAAAAAAACAAGUAAAACAAACUGAAAACUUCUUAUUUUUUCCCCCCCCCCCCCCCCCCCCCACCCCCAUACAACUGAAUUGAAACUCGGGAAAAUUCUGGAUACAAGGUUAAGCAAACCUUGUUUGUGGGGUUGGGAAUGUGCGAUUUAAUGAAAGCCCCAUACAUGUGCAAAUAAUUGUGUCCCAAGACGUUUGUCCGUGAAUUUGAGAGCAAGGUUUCUUAGUUCGGAAAAAAUUGGCGUUGGUGAUUUAAUAGCGGAAAGCCUUAAUUCACCAGCAAAUGUUUAAGGUUUCGUGAUAAGUAGAAAGCCGCGAUUCAUUUUGUUUGUUUGUUUGUUUUAAUGUUCAUGCAAACAACAUUCCUUUCCACUUGGUGAUAUCUUUUCAAUAUUAUUUUCAAUUUAAAAUCUGAGGACCAGUGGUCUGAUCAGCGGUUCUCUAAAAAACGGUUCCCAGCAGUGAUACUGUGAGGGUCAGGGGUAAGUGAUAUAAAGAACAAAUAUUGUAUUUAGAACUCGUUAGCAAGCUUGCGUAAUUUACGUAGAUACUUAGUACCAGUAGUUUAUUGUCACAAUUCAUAUAAAGCCCUUGUUCAAAAAAACUUUUAAAUGGUUGUUUGUUAAUGUGUGAGGAUUUUACAAACUGAGAACAAAUGCCAACUUAAGGCACUAGUGGGAAUAGGGCAUAUAACUAUAAGGGUGUAAAUUAUGUCUUGCAGGUCUACUGUGAUGGCUUCUGCUCUAACAUUAGCUCCAUCCACCAAGGAGACCACUAAUUACGCAAGAUUAUGUCGCCUUUUAGUGGAUGGAGGUACCAAGGCCUUAAGAUAUACUUUUGACAAAUUCCACCCCCCAGCAAACCUGUUUAAUGUAUUGAAAGCUGGUUCUGCAGAACAUUCAACUCUGCAGUCCCUUAAGAAAAAGAGAAUCAUCAAUUCUACACAAUGGGGUAAGCUGUAUCCCUCUCCACCUUCAUCUGUAACAUCAGAAUACUUUGACAUCACGCUACUCAUGGUGCUUCUGAGGAACGUCUGCGGUCUGGCUGCUCCUGCCACAGGCUGGGACAGUCUGCCACCUGCUUCAGACACGAGUGUUGAGGCUAACAUAGCCAGAGUGAAGCACUAUAGAAACUCUGUUUAUGGGCAUGCAAGCCAGGCGUUUGUGGACGAUCCUACGUUUAAUUCCUUUUGGCAGGAUGUAAGUGCCGCGUUGGUUGUACUGGGUGUAGAUGCAGCUGCUAUCACAAAACUUAAGACUGAGACUAUAGAUCCAGACAUGGAGACACAUUACCGAGAGCUGCUAAAGGAGUGGAAGAAAGACGAAGAUAACGUAAAAGACAAGCUUAAAAAGAUGGAAGGUGUGAAUAGAUAUUGUGAAACAUCUUGGUUAUAAGUAGGGGCCUUGGCCGAACUUAUUGCACACCACAUAAUACUUUUUAAAAGGAUAAUGUAACUGUGUAACCAAUAAGAUAUUGUCUGGUGGAAGCUGUUGAAAUGGUGGCUGAGAGUUGGUCAAAAUAACGUUUUUGCUAAUAAUCGGUGCGUUUGUUUUUGGGAGGUGGGGUAAUCUAAGAUCAUUAAGCUUCAGUACUGCUAACCGAGGUAUAAGGGUCCAAACACCACUCUUUUCUCAGGCUGAUGAAUUUUAAUCAAACCUUCUAACAUCAUGACAGCUGUAGAUGUGCUCUUUCUUAUUCAACCGCAAAAAUUGUCGUAUGCUUUUCAAACGAAUGGUAUACAUUUUAAAUUUAUUACAUUUGUGCAUGUUCCACGAUUUCUUUUUUCAGGUGCCAUUCGAGAUGACCUCGAAGACAUCAAAAGUGAAUUAGGAAGCGUCAGUAAGACGCUAGAGAAUUUAGAAAUGUCCUCAGUCGAAAACGACGGUCAGUCUCUAAAUAUUUAUAUUUCUUUGUGAGAGGGAUCUUCCAUACAAUUAUGCUCACUGAAAGGACACGCACUCAUUAAGCAUAUUAUUGCAAACAAUGCUUCAAGUAUAGUUCGACAAUAUGUACUAAAUUAAAUCCAUCUACAUCCCAGCUGUUUUUAGCACGCUUAAGGUGUUUGAACACAGUUUUUGCAGUUUGUGAGUAUAUGUCAUUUGCCAAAUCAUGGCAAGAGAAAGGUUGCAGCUCACAAGCUAAAACUCGGCAAGUGAAAAACAUACUGAUGGAACAUUUUGAUUAACAGGUAAAAUUUGACGUUUUCAUAGUUUCCAUGGAAACAUGAACGAUUGAAUACAACCUUAAAAUUUCACUUUUGCGCAGUUCAUUAGAUAUAUAUAAACUUGCCCACAGCUUACUAUAAUUAAUCAUUACUAUUUGAAACUUAUUUGACCAAAUUUUAACAGACGAGUUUUUAGAUAAUCAAUAAUAUAAUUGUACUCUAAUUAUCAAAUAGUCUGUUAAACUUGUUUUUAAUGUUCUCAUUAUUUAAAAUACGAAAAAAGUAAACAUUCUGCCAAAUAUCAUAAAAUUUUGAUGAGUAGAUUUUGAGAAAUCGUCUUCUGUGUACCAUUGCUUUUUUCGCCGCCGUGUUUGUUUGUCCAAUUUAAACACGCGCCAUCACGCAAGUUACCACUGAGCGCCCGCAAAACUGUGUUCGGCCACCUUAAUUGUUAGUCGCAUCCAUGGACGGCGUAUGUUUCAACCAAGAUUUGAGCGUUUCAGAGUUCUGUUCGAAUUCACUAAAGGAUUAUUGUUAGUGUUAAACGUAAAUGAAACCUUUCCUUCAUCUUUUUUUCUUUUAGAUGCCAUUCGAGAUGAUGUCAAAUGCAUCAAAAGUGAAAUUGGAAGCAUCAGCAGUAAGCUGAGAACUUUAGAAACAUUUGCAGCCGAAAUUGAAGGUCAGUCAUCGAAUAGAUUUUUAACCGGCCUUAAUAACAGGCCCUCUGUUUAAUAUGCUCACUGCAUGAAAAAAAGGGACAUCUAUGAGUUCAUUAAUGUAGUAAAACCCUCCUUUUGCCUUUCAUCCUUUAGAUGCCAUCCAAGAUGACCUCAAAGGUAUCAAAACUGAAAUAGGAAGCAUUAGUGAGAAGUUGGAGUCUUUAGAAAUAUCUUCAGCGAGACAUGAAGGUCAGUUCCCAAGUAACCAUUUUCCUUAACCCCGGGCUUUACUUGCUCUAUUACAAUCAACACAUUCAAAUUUUCUAGAUUUCCUUAUUAUUAAUGAUUUCCCCGUCUAAACAAGCUAUCACGGAAUGUCCUCCAUAUAAAGGUUGAGUGUGGUUUACUGCUGAUGUAAUCAAAGGAAGAAAAGCAAUUAUGUUUGACCUUGAUUCCAGUUAUAUUCGCGGUGCGCGACUGCUGCAAAUGAAUUUGACUGACAUAUCCUUAAGCGAUUCUGUUUCAAGUACGAAGAGGUGAUCGUCUUAAAGCACCGACCCUGGUGUUUGGGGUAGAAACGAUCGUCACCCGAAGGGUGACGUCUUCGGCAAACGAAGCUUUUCGAAUAAGGCACGAAGUGCCAGCCAAGAGCCCACGGUCACUUUUGUUCCGAGGUAAGUGUUUUUCAACAAAAGUAAAAACAAAGUGAGCGACUACAAAUGAAUUCACUUCGAUCACAGACAGAGACUUUUCUUGGCGAAUUAAACAGAAUAUUGUUACAGUCCGACCUCUAUUAAGCGGCCACCCUCGGGACUUUGAAAAGUGGCCGCUUAAUGGAGGUUUGCCGCUUAAUACAGGUACAAUAUAAAUUGGAUAGGAAUGGCAGUAAACAUGAUUUUAUUGACUUUAUAUAGCAAAAUGCUUUUAAAAAGUGAACG